CGAGCUGUGUUGUUUCCUGAAUAGUAGGUAGUUGUAAAAUGAAAAGUAAUCAUGGACCAUUCAUUACUAGAUUUAGGUUCCGAGUCAGAUUCAGAUGCAGAUUGGGAAACAGAAGUUUUGCUGUACAACCUAUCAAAAAAAAAAGAAAAGAAGUCAUAUUGGAAAAGCAAUUACAUGAAAAAAAGGCAAGGUCAUGGCGAAUUCAAUUUGGCAUAUGAAUUUUCGUACUCAAAGUUCACUAAUUAUUUCCGACUAAAUAAACAUCAGUUUGAUGCAGUACACAAUAUAAUACAAGAGACAAUUUAUUCUGAAGGUUGUAAUGCCCAGACACCCAUUGGAACAAAAGAAAAACUAGCUGUAUUCUUAAGAUAUUUGGCAUCGAGAGACAGCUACAAAAGUAUAGCCUAUAGCUACAGAAUGGGAGAUCGCACGGUUUCCAAUAUCGUUCAUGAAGUAUCAAAAGCUAUUUGGGAAAAUAUGCAACCCGUAUAUUUCCCACAGCCCACAACUGAAAUGUGGCAAAAAUAGCUUUGGAGUUUCAAGACA
Messenger RNA from Leptinotarsa decemlineata (Colorado potato beetle), 546 nucleotides. RefSeq lists its product as uncharacterized. The record is from RefSeq and is a predicted model, not a curated record. NCBI's taxonomy places the organism in Eukaryota, Metazoa, Arthropoda, Insecta, Coleoptera, Chrysomelidae.